Hevea brasiliensis (rubber tree) is the source of this 2297-nucleotide messenger RNA. RefSeq names its product DELLA protein GAI. The coding region runs from base 255 to 2105 and encodes 616 amino acids. The record is from RefSeq and is a predicted model, not a curated record. Lineage: Eukaryota; Viridiplantae; Streptophyta; Magnoliopsida; Malpighiales; Euphorbiaceae. Gene Ontology annotation, biological process: salicylic acid mediated signaling pathway; jasmonic acid mediated signaling pathway; negative regulation of gibberellic acid mediated signaling pathway. Gene Ontology annotation, cellular component: nucleus. The transcript has a single exon. Gene Ontology annotation, molecular function: DNA-binding transcription factor activity; sequence-specific DNA binding.
AAGGAAUAUUUUAAAUAUUUUUUAUAGACUAAUAAAUAAAUAAGUAGUAUGACUUUCCGGUAGGUUCUUUAUCUCUCUGCCAUUACCAUCCCAUGUAUGCUUUCCUCCUGUUCCUCCACUGGACCUCACACCCAUCUCCUCUACGUCCAAUUAUUCUCUCAGUAUUUUUUGUCUAAGAAUAUAAAACGAAAAAACAAAGCGAGCCAAUAAGCCCUAUGUCUCCGUGAUUGGUCUUUGCAACAAAAGAAGCGAAGAUGAAGAGAGAUCACCAAGAAAGCUGCGGUGUUGUUGGCGGCACUGGUGCUUAUAAUACUAACUCCGGUGACAAUAGAGGCGAAUCUUCGUCGUCAAUGGGUAAAGGAAAAUUAUGGGAAGAAGACCAAGAUCCUGGAGGUAUGGAUGAAUUGCUUGCCGUUUUGGGUUACAAGGUCCGCUCAUCGGACAUGGCGGAUGUUGCGCAGAAGCUUGAACAGCUUGAGAUGGUAAUGGGUACGGCUCAAGAAGAUGGGAUUUCGCAUCUUUCUUCUGAUACUGUACAUUAUAAUCCCUCGGAUCUCUCUGGUUGGGUUCAGAGUAUGCUUUCUGAGCUUAAUCCUCCUAUGGGUCUUGAUGCCUCGGGUAUGAUUCAAAAUCAACGCGAUUCUGUUCUUGGUUCUUCCACAAUUACUUCCUCUAAUCCGCAAUCGCACCAAUCGAUAAUUUUUAGUGAUGACUCUGAAUACGAUCUUAGAGCAAUUCCUGGUGUGGCUGCUUACCCACGACCGGAUUCAGUAUCAGAGAGGGAAAAUAACAGGAAGAGAAUUAAAACCUCACCUGGGCCUGAUUCUGGUAACACUCUCACCUCCAAUUCAAAUUCUACGCCACCUCUAUUAGCUGCCUCUUCUUCUUCUUCUUCCUUUUCAUAUUCCUCACCUGCGUCAACAAUUACGGUUUCGGGUAAUUUAUCGGAGCCAAGUCGGCCGGUAGUCCUAAUUGACUCGCAAGAGACUGGAGUUCGUCUAGUGCACACGCUCUUGGCUUGUGCAGAAGCAGUUCAACAGGAGAAUCUUAAGCUUGCAGAGGCACUUGUGAAGCAUAUAGGCUUACUUGCUGCUUCUCAAGCCAGUGCUAUGAGAAAAGUGGCUACUUACUUCGCCGAGGCCUUAGCUCGUCGAAUUUACAAAAUCUACCCACAAAAAUGUCUCGAUCCUUCGUAUUCUGAUACGUUAGAGAUGCAUUUCUACGAGACCUGUCCCUACCUGAAAUUCGCCCAUUUCACAGCUAAUCAAGCAAUUCUUGAAGCUUUUACUACUGCAAGUAGAGUUCAUGUGAUCGAUUUCGGUCUGAAGCAGGGGAUGCAGUGGCCGGCACUAAUGCAAGCGCUUGCUUUACGCCCAGGUGGGCCGCCGGCUUUCCGUUUAACCGGAAUUGGCGCACCGCAGCCUAACAACACCGAUACUUUGCAGCAAGUGGGUUGGAAGCUAGCGCAGUUGGCUGAAACUAUUGGCGUUGAAUUCGAAUUCCGCGGCUUUGUAGCCAACAGUUUGGCGGAUCUCCAGCCGGAAAUGCUCGACCUCCGCCCCCCGGAAGUGGAGACAGUCGCCGUCAAUUCCGUCUUUGAGCUUCACCGCCUCCUGGCUCGACCCGGUGGGAUCGAUAGGGUGCUUUCCUCCAUCAAGGCCAUGAAGCCCAAGAUUGUGACCAUUGUUGAGCAAGAAGCUAACCACAAUGGCCCUGUUUUUGUAGACCGGUUCACUGAAGCUUUGCAUUAUUAUUCCAGCUUGUUUGACUCGUUGGAAGGAUCUGGGUUGGCUGUGCCGAGUCAGGACAUGAUCAUGUCCGAGUUAUACUUAGGGAGGCAGAUAUGCAACGUGGUGGCCUGCGAUGGUGCCGACCGAGUUGAGCGGCAUGAGACCUUGAGUCAUUGGCGGACACGGAUGGAAUCGGCAGGGUUUGACCCGGUUCACAUGGGUUCAAACGCGUUUAAACAAGCGAGUAUGUUACUAGCACUAUUUGCAGGCGGUGAUGGGUAUCGAGUGGAGGAAAAUAAUGGGUGUCUGAUGCUCGGUUGGCAUACUAGGCCACUUAUUGCCACUUCAGCUUGGAAACUCGGUGGUUCGGAAUAGUGAUUUAACUCAAUUCAGGUGGUGAGUUAAUGUUAGCGAGUCAGUGACUCUCAAAACCUCGGGUGUGUGUGAGAGACUUGACAGUGACACGGGAGAGUUAAGAAGUUAUUAAACCAAUCAAGUGUGUAAUUCUAGUACUUCAAUUUACGACUUUUUUUUUUUUCUAAAUGAAUCUUUGAUUUUUUUUUUAAA